UAAUACCAAAUUAGUCCGAGUGAGAGAGGCGCGUGGUGGCAUGGAUUCCUUUGGGGCAGCGGCGAAUUCGAACGUCCCGACGACUGCAGAGAAGGGUCGGCGGCUUGGCGAGCACCCGGCCCCGACGAAUCCGAUGGUUUCGCCACUGCUUACAGACCUUUACCAGUUCACCAUGGCUUAUGCUUACUGGAAGGCGGGGAAGCAUCAAGAUAGAGCAGUGUUCGAUCUGUACUUUAGAAAGAACCCCUUUGGUGGUGAAUACACAGUCUUUGGUGGUUUAGAAGAAUGUAUUCGUUUAAUUGCUAAUUUUGAACUUAAGGAGGAAGAGAUUUCUUUCUUGCGCUCUGUAAUGCCUACAUGUGAGGAUGGUUUCUUUGACUAUCUCAGGGCCCUUGACUGCUCAAAUGUUGAGGUUUAUGCAAUCUCAGAGGGUUCCACUGUAUUUCCCAAAGUUCCUCUCAUGAGAGUUGAAGGACCUGUCGCAGUGGUUCAAUUACUUGAAACUCCUUUUUUGAAUCUUGUCAAUUAUGCCUCAUUGGUUACUACAAAUGCUGCAAGACAUCGAUUUGUAGCAGGGAAAUCAAAAGCUUUGCUUGAGUUUGGGCUUCGACGAGCACAAGGUCCUGAUGGUGGGAUAAGUGCAUCAAGAUACUGCUAUAUGGGUGGAUUUGAUGCAACAAGCAACGUAGCUGCAGGAAGAUUUUUCAGCAUUCCGCUACGUGGAACACACUCACAUGCAUUUGUUAGCUCUUUUAUGUGCAUGGAUGAGAUUAUGGACAAAGCACUAUCCAGUCAUGAUAGCUCAAGCACUUGUGAAGACUUUGUUAGUGUCGUGCGAUGCUGGCUUUAUAAACUUCAGCUGUCGGACGCACUGCAUGGUGCUUUUGGUGAGACUAACCAGAGUGAGCUAGCAGCAUUUACCUCCUAUGCGUUGGCCAUGCCAAAUAACUUCUUGGCCCUAGUCGACACUUAUGAUGUUAUGAAGAGUGGAAUUCCUAACUUCUGUGCAGUUGCUUUAGCUCUUAACGAUUUGGGUUAUAAAGCAACUGGAAUUAGGUUGGACUCCGGUGAUCUAGCAUACUUAUCCAUUAAAUCUCGCAAAUUUUUCCAUGUGAUAGAGAAGGAAUUUGCAGUACCCGGUUUUGGGAAUUUACUCAUCACAGCAAGCAAUGAUCUGAAUGAGGAAACCAUCGAUGCCUUGAACAAGCAGGGUCAUGAAGUAGAUGCCUUUGGCAUUGGAACCUAUCUAGUGACUUGUUAUUCUCAAGCAGCACUUGGCUGCGUAUUCAAGUUAGUUGAGAUAAAUGGCCAACCACGUAUCAAACUUUCUGAAGAUGUCUCCAAGGUCACGAUUCCUUGCAAAAAAAGAUGUUAUAGGUUAUAUGGAAGAGAAGGCUAUGCACUGCUGGAUUUAAUGACCGGGGAAAAUGAAGAGCCUCCUAAAAAAGGGGAAAGGAUCCUAUGCCGACAUCCUUUUAGUGAAUCAAAGAGGGCUUAUGUUGUUCCACAUCGUGUGGAGGAGCUCUUGAAGUGUUAUUGGCCUGGUGGUUCAGGAUCGUCGUUCGGGGAGGAUGAUUGAAACUGCUAAGUGAAUAGUGGGGCUCUGUUUUUCGCAUGAAAUGUUAUUGAUGACAUUAGCACCAACCUUGUAGUUGUAGUUGUUUGAAGCAUUACAGAAGCAGGAACAUGAACUCUUGUUGAGACACCUCCUCACCAAAACAUAAUAAGCGGCAAAUGGACUUAUUGCACCAAAAGGAAACCUAAUGGUAGCGUAGCUAAACACAAGGAGUCUCAUGUUACGCAAGGGUUCAAACAAUUGUCCAAUAUAAAGAAACAUUAGCCCUUUUGCAAGCCACCUACAAUUCAGAUUUUUCUAUCCUGUGCUCUCCAAUGUAAGUGGCUACUUCAGCAACUCGACGUCUCCAACAUUUUCCUUCAUGGCUCAUUGGAUGAACUUAUCUACAUGUAUCAACCUCAAGCUUCCAAGCCACUCAACAUCCAACCAAGGUAUGCUUACUCAAAAAGGCUCUCUAUGGCCUAAAACAAGCACCACGACAAUGGUAUCAAACUCUAAUUCACCACCUCCAAUCUAAUGGGUUUAAACUAAGCACCGCCGACCAUUCCCUACUCAUCUAUCAUCAAAAUCAGCUCACCAUUUUUUUUCUUGUGUACGUAUAUUACAUUCUCAUCAUCGAAAUUGAUCUACAAGCCAUUACAAACGUCACGCACAUUCUCCAAUUUAAAUUCCAACUUAAAGAAUUGGGACUGAUUAAUCCCUUCUCUGGCAUCAACACGCCACACGUCACAUGGUUAUCAUCUCACACAAUCCUCCUACAAUCAUUCUCUCCUACAGCUACUUGGCCUAACUAUGUGCAAACCUAUCGUCACUCACAUUCCCUACAAGCUCAAUCAUCUCACAUUCCCUACAAGCUCAAUCAUGACCAAAAUUUUCUUCCAGUGUUUUUGAAUAUCACUCUAUAUCGGCAACUUGCUGGCUCCCUUCCAUUUCUUACCAUCACUAAACCCAACAUAGCCUUCGUCGUAAUCUACAUAUUUCGGCAUAUGCUUCAUCCUUUACUUUAUCAUUUUCAAAUCAUUAUGAGUAUCUUACGCUACCUCAAAGGCACCAUCAUAGUCAGACUUCCAAUCACCGACAACAACUUUCAAUUACAAGCUUACUCCGAUUCCGACUGGGUUGGCAACUCUCAAGACCGAACGAUCGAUCACUGGAUUUAGCAGUUUCCUCAGCAACAAACUCAUAUCAUGGACAGUUCAGAGCAAAAAAAAAAAAAAAAAAAAAAAAAUUUUCUUGCUCCUCCACUGAAGUUGAGUACCGUGUGCUAGCUAUUGCCACCACUGAUGUUAUUUGGCUUUGAUGAUUACUUCAAGAAUUCAACAUCUUCACUCCCAAUCAAAACCCAUUACACUGUGACAACACAUCUGCCAUCGCCAUAGCACUUAAUCCCAUCUUCCAUGCUCCCACAAAACAUGUUGAAAUCGACUACAACUUCAUUUGCAAUCACGUACAAUCGGGUGAUAUUCAAAUACUACAUAUCAGCUCAACAGAUCAGGUGGCUGAAAUCUUCACAAAGAGUCAAACUGCAGCUCAAUUUCAAAGCCUCUUGCACAAGCUUACCAUCACUCUACCGGACUAUAAGCUUGAGGGGGGAUAACAAACUACUACACUCCACCUCAAUUGAUUUACUCUCCACUUUCUCCUGCCAACCACGAUCACACAUGGGACUACCUCCACCACUGCAGCAACAUUCUUCCUGCUCCUAUAUGUCACCAAUUGCAGAAAAGCUCAAUCGAAUACUUACUUUAUGUAUCCUCUGUUUCAUGGUUUAAUAAAAUUGAAGUUACAAUAGCUUCUAUAGCUCUUUUCAUUAGAGACCUACUUAUCUUAUUGCUCUUUAAUCAUGCCCUAACCCGCCCAUCAUUAUAUAAACAUAUAAUUUAG
Molecule: messenger RNA, 3460 nt
Organism: Phalaenopsis equestris
Lineage: Eukaryota; Viridiplantae; Streptophyta; Magnoliopsida; Asparagales; Orchidaceae
Product: nicotinate phosphoribosyltransferase 2-like
Exons: 14
Coding region: 41-1579 (512 amino acids)
Biological process (GO): NAD+ biosynthetic process
Molecular function (GO): nicotinate phosphoribosyltransferase activity
Source: RefSeq, a predicted model, not a curated record